AUGGCAGCAUCGUUCCCGAACACCCAACCAACCCAAGGGACGACAACGAUGGAGACGCCGAGAUCGGAGGAGCCAUUCAACUUGAGCCAAGAGGUGGGCAAGGGCUUCCUUACCGGCAGCGUGCUCGGCCCCGCAAUAAUCCUCGCCAGGGGAGGCGGCAUCCAGGCCCUCAUCACGCACACGCCCUAUGCAAGUGCGUAUUGUGCCGUCUGGGGGGCCACCUACUCAGCCAUUGUACACGCCCGUCGAAAAGAGGACACGAUGGUGAUGACCAAUGCCCUCGCGUUCGCCGGCGCCUGCGGAAUUACUUCCUUACCCAAGGGGAUACCUGCCGCCGCCCGCUCUGCUCUCACCGCCGGCGCCGUUGGUGUGGCUCUGUUCGGCGGAAUCAAGCUGUUGCAAGGAGAUGCGCGGCCUGGAAAUCUCUCGUCGCUACAGACGGAUCGAUGA
Lolium perenne is the source of this 450-nucleotide messenger RNA. RefSeq names its product mitochondrial import inner membrane translocase subunit TIM17-1-like. Lineage: Eukaryota; Viridiplantae; Streptophyta; Magnoliopsida; Poales; Poaceae. The record is from RefSeq and is a predicted model, not a curated record.